Molecule: messenger RNA, 1125 nt
Organism: Fulvia fulva
Lineage: Eukaryota; Fungi; Ascomycota; Dothideomycetes; Mycosphaerellales; Mycosphaerellaceae
Exons: 2
Coding region: 1-1125 (374 amino acids)
Molecular function (GO): GTP binding
Source: RefSeq, a predicted model, not a curated record
AUGCUGCUUGAAGCAUACAACUACGGCGUUUCAGUCGAUUUUGAUGGGCCAACCGAGCACCUUGGUACUGUCGAGAAGCCUCUGUCUGCUGUCUUUCCACUACCUCGAAAGAACAAUGCUGAGCUGAGCACAUCUACAUUCCAGGCGGCGAACGGCGUCGUCGUAACGAUGCAGGACCUCAAAGAUGUGCACGUUCAACCAAAAUACAACGGGCAGUACGGGGUCAAGCUAGGUAGCAGAUACGGCUCUAUUCGCGCCAAAAAGGCUCGAACGCCAUUCGACAUCAAUGGCUACCUACGCGGCUAUUGCGAUCAUGCUCCUCAAGGAACGAUCAUUCACCCAUCGGUGUACCUUUUGCUGGACGAGCACAUCACCGUGGCUUUAGACACGAAGGAAGCCAAGCUACAGCGAAGCCUGGAAGACUGGAGAGACAAGACUCUAGGCAUGGAGAAUGGCAUGACAAACUUCGGCUUCUGGGGCGGGGACGAUCUAGCCUCUGCACCGGAUCCUGGUGCUAUCAGGGUACUGGUCUGCGGCAAUACUGGGGUGGGAAAGUCGACGUUGAUCAACAAGACUUUUGGCGUGGACGUCACGCAGAGCUCCGAUCGGUCGAGAGGCAUACAUGAUGUUAAGGAGGAAAUCACGUUUGAAGGUCGACCUGAUCUGGUCGUACAUGAUUCUGGCGGCUUCGAAGCCGGUGCAGAUGCGGAGUUUCUCGCUAUCGAAGAAUUUCUCAAGGCGAAGUCGGCGGUACUAGAGGUGGAGCAGAGGCUGCAUGUUAUAUGGUUCUGCAUCGAGAUCAACAGCGCGAGAACCUUACAGACAGCCACCGAGAAGCUGUUCCAAGCAGUUGGGGUGUAUGCGAAUGAAGUUCCGAUCGUGGUGGUGGCAACGAAGAAAGACGGUCUACUGGACUUGGAGUAUAUGAAGCGCAAGAAAGAACUCAAGAAGCUGAAGCAGCCAUUCAAUGAAGAAGCGUGUGAGCAGUAUGCCGAAGAACAACUCCAAGUCCGACUUGAUCAGAUUCGGGAAGAGAUGGAGUCAGUACCAGGAGGCAGACUCGAUGCUCUGGUAGCUGUGAGCCAAGGCAAGUAUACUCUCCUUGAAUGCUGGGCGGAAAGUUAA